This is a messenger RNA of Doryrhamphus excisus (bluestripe pipefish), 2107 nucleotides long. The record is from RefSeq and is a predicted model, not a curated record. NCBI's taxonomy places the organism in Eukaryota, Metazoa, Chordata, Actinopteri, Syngnathiformes, Syngnathidae.
CUGCUACAAGAACCUCACAUGGUGCUGCUGUGUUUGUGACUCUGGUGGAAGCAAUGGAGAUGGCGUGGCUUCUACUUGUCCUGGUGCACACGAUCUUGGUUGGCAAAGGCCUGUGUUGGACAGCAGAUAGCAAGUCAAACAGUGGACUUCAGAAAGGAGGCAAGUUGGUUGUGUCCCCCAAUGACUCGAUUAAAAGGGCUUUUGAAUUUCUCCAGUCUAUGGAGUCCAUGUUGGACAAGCAUGUUAAAGAAGUACAAGUGGAAACCAAAGAAGUGGAAACUGGUGCAUUGCUUGGCUUGGGAAGUGUUUUCCAAGUGAAGAAACUGAAAGGACUCAACACGAUGACUCAGUCAUUUGAGCACAUCUCCAAGGUCCACAAUGACACGGACCACAGUGAGAACUCUGACCAACACAACACGAGCCACUAUAAUGACAUGGCCCACAGCCUGACCCUAGACUACCUAAAUUACAACUCCAGUUAUGACUAUGACAUGGCCUCCAGUGUGACCUCUGACCACCAUGACAACUCGAGUCACCAUGAUGACAUGGGCCACAGCCUGACCCUAGACUACCUAAAUUACAACUCUAGUGAUGACGACAACAUGGCCCCCAGUGUGACUUUUGAUGACCACCACGACAACUCGAGCCACCAUAUGGGCCACAGUGAGACCUUUGAUGACCACCACCACAACUCGAGCCACCAUGAUGACAUGGACCACAGCCUGACCCUAGACUACCUAAAUUACAACUCUAGUGAUGCUGAUGAUGACAUGGCCCCCAGUGAAACCUUUGAUGACCACCACGACAACUCGAGCCACCAUAUGGGCCACAGUGUGCCCUUUGAUGACCACCACCACAACUCGAGCCACCAUAUGGCCCCCAGUGUGACUUUUGAUGACCACCACGACAACUCAAGCCACCAUAUGGGCCACAGUGUGACCUUUGAUGACGACCACCACCACAACUCGAGCCACCAUGAUGACAUGGACCACAGCCUGACCCUAGACUACCUAAAUUACAACUCUAGUGAUGCUGAUGAUGACAUGGCACCCAGUGAGACCUUUGAUGACCACCACGACAACUCAAGCCACCAUAUGGGCCACAGUGAGACCUUUGAUGACCACCACCACAACAACUCGGGCCACCAUGAUGACUUGGACCACAGCGAGACCUUUGAUGACCACCACAACAACUCGAGCCACCAUAUGGGCCACAGUGAGACCUUUGAUGACCACCACCACAACUCGAGUCACCAUGCUAUGGGCCACAGUGAGACCUUUGAUGACCACCACGACAACUCAAGCCACCAUAUGGGCCACAGUGAGACCUUUGAUGACCACCACCACAACAACUCGAGCCACCAUGAUGACAUGGACCACAGCCUGACCCUAGACUACCUAAAUUACAACUCUAGUGAUGCUGAUGAUGACAUGGCCCCCAGUGAGACCUUUGAUGACCACCACGACAACUCGAGCCACCAUAUGGGCCACAGUGAGACCUUUGAUGACCACCACAACUCGAGCCACCAUGAUGACGUGGACCACAGCCUGACCCUAGACUACCUAAAUUACAACUCUAGUCGUGAUGAUGAUGACAUGGCCCCCAGUGUGACUUUUGAUGACCACCACGACAACUCGAGCCACCAUAUGGCCCCCAGUGUGACUUUUGAUGACCACCACCACAACUCGAGUCACCAUGCUAUGGGCCACAGUGAGACCUUUGACCACCAUGACAACUCAAGCCACCAUGAUAUGGGCCACAGUGUGACCUUUGAUGACCACCAUGACAACUCGAGCCACCACGAUGACAUGGGCCACAGCCUGACCCUAGACUACCUAAAUUACAACUCUAGUCAUGAUGACUACGUGGACCACAGUGAGACCUUGGACUACAUGGCGGACUUGGAAAAGGACCACAAGGUGACCUCCAGUUACAAUGUAUCAAGCAAUCAGAGCAGCAGUGUGGUGGAGGAUCACAGUGACUCUAAGGGCCAAGUUCACCAGGACAACGCAACUGUUUAAGGUAUGCCGUGUCCAAUGAUUGCUGCAAGAUAACAAAGCAUGACAGAUUUCAACAAACUAAUUAUAAAUAAAAAUUUUACACCAAG